Salvia hispanica is the source of this 945-nucleotide messenger RNA. RefSeq names its product RNA polymerase II C-terminal domain phosphatase-like 4. Gene Ontology annotation, molecular function: RNA polymerase II CTD heptapeptide repeat phosphatase activity. Lineage: Eukaryota; Viridiplantae; Streptophyta; Magnoliopsida; Lamiales; Lamiaceae. Gene Ontology annotation, cellular component: nucleus. The record is from RefSeq and is a predicted model, not a curated record.
AUGGAGAAGUUUGAGUUAUCAUUAGGCUCAGAGAAUGAGGAAAUCUGUACGCAUCCUGGUUUUGUUGAUGAAUUGUGCAUUAAAUGUCGCUUACAUGUACAAGAUGAUUCAGCCAUUCCACUUAAAUACAUUCAUAAGAAUUUGAGGAUAGCUAAAGAUGAAAUGACUCGAUUACGCGAUAAAGGUUUCGAGGAUUUGGUUUGUUUAAAGAAAAAGCUUUAUUUGGUCCUUGAUUUAGAUCACACACUACUGGAUUCGGUUAUGUUAACCAGUAUAGAAGAGGAAGAAGAACAGUUUAUCGACCAAAGAGAUUCUCUACUAGAUACUUGGAAGAGCAAUUUGUUCAUACCGGACAAGAUGGAAAGGAUGACUAAAUUGAGGCCCUUUGUGCACGUAUUCUUGGAAGAAGCUAGUAAACUAUUUGAGAUGUACAUCUAUACAACGGCUACACGUGGCUAUGCUUUGGAAAUGGCAGAAUUGAUUGAUCCUGAAAAUAAAUACUUUUGUUCAAGAAUAAUUUCACGAGAUGAUUCCACACAGGAGAAUCGAAAGAGUCUGGAUAUUGUUUUGGGGCGAGAAAGUGCAGUCCUCAUUGUUGAUGACACUAAACGGGUAUGGGAAAAUAAUCUAGAGAAUUUAAUAUGGAUAGAUGAAUAUGAAUUUUUCACCUCUGAUUAUGGUGAAAGCCUCUUUCAACGGAAAACCGAUGAAAAGGAGAGAGUUUUGGCUAAUGUUUUAAAGGUGCUCCAACAAGUACACACUUUGUUCUUUGACAAGGAACGCAAGGAUAAUAUAAAGGAGCGAGAUGUGAGACAAGGGUAUGUAAAUAAUGCAUCAAACCCGCACACCGUUGGUGAAGCAUGUGAUCAUAAAUCCGGUGGAGCUAAUGGUGAAAGCGUAGAUGCACCAGCCAAGGACGUGACGAGAGUGCGCACGAGAGAAUAA